Hyalella azteca is the source of this 5019-nucleotide messenger RNA. It is a transcript of the gene Bcat, whose product is annotated as branched-chain-amino-acid aminotransferase, cytosolic. Gene Ontology annotation, cellular component: mitochondrion. The record is from RefSeq and is a predicted model, not a curated record. The transcript is spliced from 8 exons. Gene Ontology annotation, biological process: L-leucine biosynthetic process; L-valine biosynthetic process. Bases 23 to 1237 code for a protein of 404 amino acids. Gene Ontology annotation, molecular function: branched-chain-amino-acid:2-oxoglutarate transaminase activity. Lineage: Eukaryota; Metazoa; Arthropoda; Malacostraca; Amphipoda; Hyalellidae.
UCUUGGUCAGUCUUCUGGUAGCAUGGCUAGAGUGUGGGUGAACAGUGCUUCUCUCGCGUUUGUUUACAACAAUUUCCUCCGAAAUUCUGCUAAAAACCAUCCAUACCUGAAAAAUGGCGUCCGACUCAUGUCGACUCAGGCCACGUUCAAGGCCUCAGACGUGGAGAUCGAGUUUUGCAGGACUGAUCAGCUGAAGCCUAAGCCAGCUGUCAAAGACCUCGUGUUCGGAGUGACGUUCACGGAUCACAUGCUCGAAGUCGAAUGGACAGAAGCCGAUGGCUGGGGCAAACCCAAAAUAUCUCCCUUCCAUUAUUUCAGUAUUCAUCCUGGAGCUAAAGUUCUGCACUACGCCACGGAGUUAUUCGAGGGCAUGAAGGCGUACAGAACCUGCAAUGGGCAAAUAUGUAUGUUUAGACCCGACAUGAACAUGAAGCGGAUGAUAAGAACUGCAAAAAGGGCCAGCUUGCCCACCUUCGAUCAAGACGAGCUCAUCGUGCUCAUGAAGAAGCUCAUCUCUAUAGAUCAAGAGUGGGUUCCUCACGCUGAGUCGUCCAGUCUCUACAUUCGUCCAGCCAUCAUCGCUCACGAGGAGGUACUGAAGGUGGAGCAGCCGAGGAAGGCGUUGCUGUUCGUCAUCCUGUCCCCCACGGGGCCGUACUUCACGAGCGGCUACAACCCCGUCUCCCUCCUCGCCGACCCUAAAUACGUGCGCGCGUGGCCCGGUGGAUGUGGUGACGCCAAGAUGGGGUCCAACUACGCGCCAACCCUCGCUGUGCAGAAAGAGGCAAUGAAGCUGGGACAUGCACAGGUUUUGUGGCUCUACGGGCCUGAUCAUCGCAUCACUGAAGUCGGCGCCAUGAACAUCAUGAUCUUGCUGGACAAAGGCAACGGAGAGCGCGAGCUCGUGACGCCUCCCUUGGACGGACUCAUCCUGCCAGGAGUAACGCGUGCGUCGCUGCUGGAGCUCGCUAGGUCGUGGCGGGAGUUCGAGGUGAACGAGCGCGACAUUACCAUGGCUGAGCUCCUGGAACACUCCCGCAAUAACAGAAUUCUGGAGAUGUUCGGCUGCGGCACAGCGGCUGUGGUGUGUCCCGUGGGCAGCAUCUCUUACAACGGGCAGACCAUCCGCAUCCCGACCAUGGAACACAAGCAGCCUCUCACCACCCGCUUCUAUGACGCCAUCACAGACAUACAAUACGGCCGCACUCCCCAUCCGUGGUCCGUUCCUAUAGAGUAAUCAUUAUUAAUUUAGAAAAGAAAUUACCACGCCACAUAAAGCUACAAAACUGUUUUGAAUGCGGAUACGUCUCUUCCUUCUAUAGAGUAUUAAAAGGACUGCUUUAGUUAUUCUUUAUUCCUCUUAAGUAUUAUAAAUAUUCAACCAGUUUUGAAUGAAUAGAUUUAGCUCGAUGAGAAUCUAUUGUGUAUGGAUUUACUAGAAAUCCUUGACAGGUAAAGCAGCGCACUCAUUAGGUCAAAAGCUACAUAUGUAAAUCUAGAAGUUCCAUUUAUGGACUAAAAUCUCAUGAUGCUGCUAAGUCUUGAGCAGUGUGACGUGUUCAACCUUAGAAGGAAAGAAUGAUUAGCGCAAUAGGUAGAAAUUCAGCCUUGUAAAUAGCGUCCGAAAAUGUAUUUCACGUAAACAAAUGUACAUGUUAUACAGUAAAUUUUAUCGAUCCUGCUGCAUGGCGAAUCGUGCGAUUAUUCAUAUCGCGUUUAAUCUUUACUCUGAGGAUGUUCUACUUGCACAACUUUUAUUUUAUGUUUAGCAGUUCGAUUCGCGGUUAAUUUUUCUGAACGGUUAUCGGUGCAGCUCUUCGAUGUUUGUAAGGUUUUAAACCUAUUUUUAAUUUAUAAACACGAUCGCUAGGAAAUUUUGGACGUUUUUGUUAUGAGCUUGAUUGCAUGACUGCUGCGUUGAAGAUCCAGCUUUGUUGCUACUCGUUGAUGGCACAUCUUGUUAAUAAUAGUAUCUUAACUUAACAUGAUCUGAGUAAUUUGUUGACUUAAUUUUUCUUCUUGGUCCGAGUAAUUUGUUCAGCAGCCGCGUUCAGCUAUAGUAAUUUACUCGUUGAAUCCGUCUGCACUGUUUUUACGAACUGCGAACUCUUUUAACUGAUUCGAACUUUUAUGUUGUAAGGAUAACAAUCAGUUCUCAAGCUGAGAAGAGAAAUUUUUAUUUAUUUGAAGGAGCUCGGAGAAAAUUUUAGAUUAACGGUGAAUCUUUUCGUUGACAAACUUUCAGUACAGUAAUUAAUCCAUCACAAUUGAUAGUUAAGGCUUUCUGAGUAUUAUUGAUGAUUUAUACUUGAUUUUUGUGGCAUGCAGUUGUAUUCUUCAUCAUUAUUGAGAAGUAAUUGUUAUAAGAUGAGUUUUAUGCCUGUGCAUGUACAAUGUUUCAGCAACAUCACUUGCUGUUAUGACGUCGUUGUUGACAGAUAAAUUACAGCGUAGGGCGUUGGUGUGAAUAUCGCGGACAACGCAUUUAAAAUAAUCUCUUUUUCUGAUUAACUAUCCAUCCUCGCUGACCUGACAUAAAGUUGCAGAAGUAUCUCUUAUAUCUCUAUAGUGAAUAUAAAUAUUGACUAGGUAAGAAUCUGAACCGAAGUUUAUUGAGGCAACAAAUUAGACUUAGAUGACGGCACAAGGAUCUGAUAUAGAAAUGAAUGUCCAAAAUAGAACCAAAUCGAAUUAAUAUAAUGAAAUUUUUGGCAGAGUUAAUCGCAUACGUUGCACCUUAGAAUUCAACGUACAUGUCAUGUUUAAAAUCUAAAUCGAUCUCCAAUAAUUAACCGUUUGUAUCUCGCCCCGCUUUUUUUACAGAAUACCCUGAUGGUAUGUCAAUUUUAAUCGAUUCAACUGAUAAGCUAACUGUGAUUUUUAGGCACACUUUGUUGCAUUUGACGUGAUCUCUUUGUCCAAUAUUUUGCGCUAGUUCUAACCGAGCAUAUAUGAUAUGAACAUAUGCACUCAACCGAUUGAGUGCAUAUGUUCUUCAAGUGAAUCCACAAUUAACCAGAAUCUUUUAUUUAUAUAAAUAUAUGGUUGUUUAUUUUUACUUGUGGCAUAUGAUUCGGAAUUUUUUACGCUUCCAUCAAGUAUUAUAUUACACCUCACACUCUAAGCGACUUCUAGAACUCGCUUAGAAGUUUGUGGCAAUCAUUCUCUGCCAUUCAUUCUUGUGUGUAAAUAGUUUUAUAUAUAGUUAUAUAUUUGUUGAAAUUUGAUCGUACAAUGCAUUUAUAGUUCAUUUGCUAACUUUUUUCCGUAGGUAUUGUUGGAAAAUUUUCUCCAUGUCACAAUUUAAUGCUACGCCGCUUGUUUGUUAAGUAGCUCGAAAACUUUCGAUGUACUUAUAUUCUGCGAACUUCGAAAGUUUGCACCUAAUGGGAUGUACCAGCGAGCUCAGUAAUGACUGCGGUUGUUAUUCAUUGCAUUAAUUUAAGGAACGCUUUAAUUUGUUCCCAAUUGCCGCCUGUGAGUUGGGAGAGUCAAGCCUUGUCAGCGAUUUUUAUGAGAAUCAAUGCUGACGUUUCAUGUACUGGAAUUCCUUUCUCCUCAUCGGACAAAGUUUGUUUUACUUGAUCUUCUUCCAGGAAUUCUAAUGAAACUGUAGCCUAGGUUAGCUGAAUUUUACAAUGAUUUGAAAUCGUCGUAUGAGUUACAAGGUUUACAAGCAUUUAUCAGUUUAUAAGCUGGUUAUUGUUAUAUUGUGUCUCCAUAAAUUGCACGAAGUUUAUUUUGUUCUCAUUAAUGAUUGUGCAAAGACGUCACAAUUCCGAUGCAAGCUUUCAGUGUGGUAGAUAAACUCCAUUUUGCUUCGGACUAAUUCGUAGAUUUUUCUCACACUUUUAAAGCCUUGCCCUAUUUUCGCGUUUCUUUUGACUUUCGUAAGAGUUGUUAGUUUUAGUGGCUCUGAUGUACGUAGCUCUCUCUCACUCUCUCUAUUACAUGCAAAAGUCACUCAGACUUUCAUCUGUGAAUUUAAGAGUCUUCCUCAUUUCCUCUCACCAACAUGAUGUCCGUUUUUCCCAUCGCUCACUACAGAAUUCGACCGACUUCACAUACCUCUCGUAAUCGUCGCGCGUCCUUCGUUUCCCUUUGUUUUCCCUCAUGGAAGUUUACAUGAAUGCUUUCGUCAGUUACUCUCGAAUCAGUCAUAUUUGCUGGUACGUCUGAUUUUCAUAAUUUUCUCAACUGCAGAUAUGCUUCUGUGACCUAUCUGCAUUUAUCGCUGAUUCCGGCUGGUUACUGUUUUCGCUAAUAGUUAAGUUACUUCCAUUGCUAACAUUUUUCCUAGAUAAUUCAAGCUCAAAUUGAUGGAAUCAUUUGCCGAUUUUAUUGUUUUAGAUUUUGCAAGUGCUCAUCUUGUAAAACGUCUUCCAGGAACAAAAAAAUUUUUUUUUUUAUAAAGUAUGGCAUCGCAAAUUGUCUGUUAGCUUCUUGAUAAUGGGAUCAACGUCGCGUUCAGUCUGGGAAUUCUUUCAGUUAUGGUGAAGAAUGCUUGAUGAAAUUACCAAAUAGCCCCUUUUUUAUAAUACUGUAUCUAUUAUGUCAUGCAAAUGUUUCCGUCAAUCUAUCUCAAAAAUAUUGACCGCUUCUUAUCGGAAUCCUUUUUGUUUUUUAUUUUAAAAUAAAAUUUAUUUAUUGGUAAAUUGGAGCAUAGGAGUUUUUCAGUUUAUUCUAUGUUGUAAAUUAUUUUUUUCGCCCAAAAUUUUCUCCUUGUGGUUCUGAAAACUUGUGCUGAACCCAAGAUUGAUUAGGGCACGUCAGUUGUGUCUUGUCAAUUCUUGAAAAACCUCUAAGCGGUAAUCUACUUGAACAAAUUUAUGGCGUGAUUUAUCAAGAGGUGCGAUGGGACUUAACUUUCAGGUUGUGGACUAGGAAGCCGCUGCUUCAACGCUUGAUAAGUGUAGAGAGAGCAGAGCAUCUUGAUGUGAUCUAGUGGUAAUAGCUUAGAUUAGUAUUGACGCUCUCAUGUACAUCGCUUGCUUUUCUAUUAAAUGUCUGUGUAAGACA